UAGAUAGUAGUUUUUUAAGUACCGGUAUGGUGCUCAGUAUUAAGUCUGUGUCUGUUCCAUUAAAACUCUUCCACAGUAAAUAUUAGUAAGUUGAACAGCGGUACAAUAUCGUGAACCGAAGUGGCAGAUUCCACAUUUGAAGCAGAGGUAAAGAAAUGGAAAACGAAAUGUUUGAGUGAAGUCGGUGGCAAUCCUGAUCUACUGAAGAAGCUUAUGGGAAGGCCUGUAAUACCAAAAUCAACUGUAGAGAAAUGCUUCUUGAAAUGUGUGUACAAAGGGUUGGGAAUAGUGGCAAAUGAUGAUACAUUCGUUCUCGAAAAAAUAAAAGAAAUACUCAAGGAACUGUUAGGUGGGAACGCUUUCAAAAUCGCGGAGAAUGUUGCAGAUAUUUGUUCAUCAGAAAUAAAAGUAGAUCCUGCCGAAGAAUGUUCUAUCGGAAAAUCUGUUAGAGCCUGCUUCGUGAAAAAGGGAAAGGAGUUGAGCUUCUUUCCAUACUUGUAGUUCCGAUUGGCUAUACAACUACCUAUUUUAUGAAAAUAUCGACUGGCUAUGAUUUCUAUUUGAAAGCACAUCACUAUAAUUCAG
This is a messenger RNA of Nilaparvata lugens (brown planthopper), 585 nucleotides long. RefSeq lists its product as uncharacterized. The transcript has 7 exons. Lineage: Eukaryota; Metazoa; Arthropoda; Insecta; Hemiptera; Delphacidae. Bases 214 to 501 code for a protein of 95 amino acids. Gene Ontology annotation, molecular function: odorant binding. The record is from RefSeq and is a predicted model, not a curated record.